UUAUUUUUUUGUUUUAUUAUUUUAAUUUUUGGUUUUUUAAUUUCCGUUUUGAAUUUUUUUUCUUUUUCUGUUUUUUUGAUUUCCCCCAUUUUCCCUUCUGUUGUUAUUUGUUGUUUGUUGUGUUUUUCCCUUCGUUGUUUGUGUAUUUUUUUUAUUUUACUUGUUAGUUUCUGAUUGUCGUUUGUUCUCUUGUGGUUUGUUCGUUUUGUCUUUGUUGUUGUUCUAUGUUUUGUGGUUAGUUUGUGAUUCGUUUGUUUUUAUCAUAUUUUUACAUUAUCUUCAUUUAUCUUUGCGUGUAGCUAGUUAGUAUUAGCAUUGUUAGUAAGGGUAGCAUAGUUAGUACUGUUGGGAGAGUGAAGGUAGCACUAUUAGCAUUUAGUUAGCUUAGUGGGUGUUUUGUGAUUACUAUUAAUAUUAGAUUAAUAGUACGUUUGUUAAGAUAAUAGAGCUAGAGCUAUGAGGAGAGGUAUUUCAGGGCCGUUUGAGAACAGCCAGGGCCGUGAGCGUAGUGAGCCGGGGUCCGCACUCGCUAUGACGAAGCGCCUCGCUCCUAAGGAGGCCAAGCUCAAACACUACCUGAUGCUGCGCACGCUGGGGGAGGGCUCCUUCUCCAAGGUGAAGCUGGCGCAGCACGCCCGCACCGGCAGGAAGGUGGCCGUCAAAAUCAUGCGCAAGGCCAAGAUGCCCAGCCGCGAGUUCCUGGCCCGCGAGGUGGGCUGCAUGCGCGCCCUGCACCACCCAAACAUCGUCCGGCUCUUUGAGGUAGUGGACACCGGGGCGGAGGUCAUGCUGGUGAUGGAGUUGGCGAAAGGGGGCGACCUGGAGGGCUACCUCAACGAGCGCGGGCGCCUGCCCGAGAGCGAGGCCCGCCGCAUUUUCCGGCAGGUGCUCUCGGCCCUCUCGUACUGCCACAGCAAGGGCGUCGCGCACCGGGACCUGAAGCCCGAGAACCUGCUCAUGGACGACAACGGAAACAUCAAGUUGGCGGACUUCGGGCUCAGUGUCCGGUGCGCCGACGAGGGCCUGAGCACCUGUUGCGGCAGCCCGGAAUUCCUGGCCCCCGAGAUCUACCUCCACCAGACGUACAAAGGCCCCACGGCGGACGUCUGGAGCCUGGGGGUGACCCUCUACAACAUGCUCACCGGGGAGCUGCCCUUCGCGGGGACCAGCUGCCAGGAACUCCGGGCCAGCGUCCUGAGCGCGCACUACUACAAGCCUGACUACCUCUCGGACCAGUGCCGGGACCUCCUCAGUAAGAUGUUGGUGCUGGACCCCCAGAGUCGGAGCACCCUAGAGAGCGUCAUCGAACACCCCUGGGUCCAGAUGAAGGGAUCCCCGCCCUUGGGGGAGCCGGCCGGCGGCCACCACGGCAUGGCCGUGAUGGAAGCCGAGGUCCGCCAGGAUUGCUGGAGGCCCGAAAUUGUCAGUGUCCUUGCGGAGGGAAGUUUUAAUGAUGUCAUGGGGACAGAGCAGACACUCUGCGGUGGGGAGGAGGAGGGGGAGGGGCAGUGGGACGAGGGGGAGGGGCCAAGCCAGGCCUCCUCCCAGGAGCACUUCGCUCCCACUGCCACACAAUGUGACCUGGACUGGGAGGAGAGCCUCCUGCAGCCUGAGGUGUGGGCUUGCAAGACCUCGCCCGUGAGCGUCUCCCUGCAGGAGGAAGCCUGGGAGCGGAGUUUUACCUCCAGGCCAGGCCCCCAGCUGCAGAACAGCACCAUCUCUGUGCUAGGCCCCCCGCUGGAGGACGCCUGGGGGCAGUGCAUCCCCUCCAUGCUAGGCCCACUCUUGGAGGAGGCCCUGCAGAUCAGAACCACCUCCUUCCCAGGCCCCCCCAUGGAGGAUGCCUGGGAGCACACCACCACCACCUUGCCGGGCUCCCAGCUGGAGGGGGGCCUGAAAGGCAGGAGCAGAACCCCCAGCCCAGCCCCGCCACCCUCCAUCACCUCCCUAAGACCGCCCUCAAGCAGUGGCUCUCGCCUCCUGCCCCAAAGUAAUGCGCUGGCCCCUGCAGAAAGGCAGGAUUCCACCCUUAAGGCCAGGCAAAGCGGCAAGGCCAGAGUGAGGAGAAUAAUCAGCGCUAUAUUGAACGUCUGCUGUUUCUGCGCACCAUUGCAUAGAAGAAACCACCACAAAGACUAAGAAUAUAACCACCACACUCUGACGAAUUCACCGCACCCGCAAAGGGCAGCCACCCAGUGGCCAAGGUGAAAAGGAGCACACCAAGGGAGGUCGAGGCUCUGGAGAGGGGCCAGGGGCUGGUCCAGUCAGAGGGGCCAGGAGCAGCAUGAGACGCACAGACAUGGAGCACAGAUGUCCGGGGGCACAGAAGUCCAAGCAGCAGAGCAGGUCGGGGAUGGCCCGAGGAGGGGGCCGUGAUGGACAGACUGGCUUCCCACUGCAGGAUGGACCUCCAGGGGACCUGCUCUGCCCCUGGGGCGCUGGGGCAUAGAGGCAUCUGCAUGCUCUUUCCCUGCCUGCAGGAGACAGUCUGAAAUGGAUUGUUGAAACUGUCUAUCCCAUGACACAAUAAAUCAGUGUUUGAAACUGAACGUAUUUGCUUCACAUUUA
This is a messenger RNA of Talpa occidentalis (Iberian mole), 2568 nucleotides long. Its product is annotated as MAP/microtubule affinity-regulating kinase 4-like. Lineage: Eukaryota; Metazoa; Chordata; Mammalia; Eulipotyphla; Talpidae. The transcript has 2 exons. Gene Ontology annotation, molecular function: protein serine/threonine kinase activity; ATP binding. The coding region runs from base 457 to 2139 and encodes 560 amino acids. The record is from RefSeq and is a predicted model, not a curated record. Gene Ontology annotation, cellular component: cytoplasm. Gene Ontology annotation, biological process: intracellular signal transduction; protein phosphorylation.